This is a messenger RNA of Rhodotorula graminis WP1, 1021 nucleotides long. RefSeq lists its product as uncharacterized. Bases 22 to 948 code for a protein of 308 amino acids. The record is from RefSeq and is a predicted model, not a curated record. The transcript is spliced from 4 exons. Lineage: Eukaryota; Fungi; Basidiomycota; Microbotryomycetes; Sporidiobolales; Sporidiobolaceae.
CGCUUGCGCCUGUGAGCACGCAUGUCUGCGCACGACAGCUACUCGUCCGACAGCGGCAGCGACAGCGACGACGCGCCCGAGGUCGUCAGUCUCAGCGCCGCCCGCCAGGGCACCAAGGCCGACCAGCGGCGACGACUCGAGGAGCAGCAGCGGCUCAACCGCGCCAAGAAGAGCGCAGGGCGGGAGCGCGCGGCGGCGUCGUCGAGGAAGGGCAAGGGCCGGGCAGCAGAGGAGGACGAGGACGAGGAGGCGCAUGACGAUGACGAGGACCUCGAGGAGGACGGCGAGGAGCUCGGCGCCGCAGAGGAGGAGCUCGAGGACGACGCCGCGCCCGCACCUGUCGCGCCGCAGGGCACCAAGACGACCUACCUCGACGACUCGCUGUUUGCCGACGCCGCGGCGCACUACGAGGCGGGCAAGCACGAGCCGGCGCCGGGGCAGGGCAAGAAGGCGGCCAAGCGGAGGGUCAAGGAGGAGCGGCAGCGCAGGCGCGAGGAGGCGGAGCGCAGGGCGGGCGAGGUCGGCGUUGGCGGCAAGACUCAAGUCGGCGACCUCACGCUUCAGCACCUCCCGACCGUCGCGCACGGCCCGGCCUCGCUGUCGUCGACGGCGCUCCCGUCGCACACGUCGGCGACCAAGUUCCUCACGUCGCGCCUGUACAGCAAGAAGCGCCAGGUGGCCGUGCUCGACGCCGGCCGCGCCGACGCCUCGCAGCCGCGCAACCCGAAGAAGAGCAAGGGCAUGAGCUUCGAGAGCAAGGUGCUCCUCGGCCUCGCCGACCCGGAGGACGCCAACGUCGAGAAGGACAAGGAGCGCAAGCGCAAGAAGGCGCUGCUGCUCCAGGCCGAGGGCACGAGGAAGUCGGCUGCAACUGCUCGCCCACUCGCGUCGGCUCGGCGAGGCGCCCAGCCGGCCAACAACUUUGCCCAGUCGUCGUUUCGCGGUUGAGCCUCGCCUCGUCAGCGCCGCCUCUAGUCCCCUUCCUCGGUGACCUGUUGUAUUGCACUGGUUCUUCCUCUCC